AUGUCCCAGGACCAGCAAUCUUGCGGCCAACGUCGUAAACCGGUUGAUGCCUUACAACUUGGACCCAGGAAAAGGCCUGCGACGGACCCAUUGGUUCAUUACAGUCAUCAUUUCGGCCGAACCGUCCAUGCUUUAUGCAACUUCCAAGCCCUUCUUACAAACGGAAUUUUACGGAUGGGAGAGUUGGCUGACACUCCAGAAGAAAAUUUCACCGCCGAGUAUUUUACUUUCCCCCAGAAGCUUCUGAAGUCUGUGGCAGGCCUGGAAGAACAUUUGAUGCAAAGCGAAGGCGGUGAAGAUGAGGUUGAUGUCAUUGCAGAGCUGCUCACCAAAGGCGCAUCUGGAGCAAGGGGUGAUGACACUAAAAGUCUCAAAGGAAGUGUGCUCGAUUGGAUUACCCCAAAGGGACAAAGUCUCGUUCCUCCUCUUGCUCACAACAUGAAAAUUGACCGUGGCUUUCAUCAUGAAUGGACAGGCGCAUUACUUUGUCCUGCUGGCCUCAACUGGUCUAACUCCAAGAUGAAAACUAAACUAAAGAAUGGCGAAAUCAUCGUAACCAGAGACCAAUGGCCAUUGUUCUUGUAUGCAGACUAUCAUUAUGAUCCUGAGGAUCCUUGGAACGUUUGUGCAUAUAAACACGUCUUUACGUCCCCCAGUUCUGUGGACAAAGAACCAAAGGCGACUCGUUCAGUCACAUUGCCCUCCAUCACAUAUAUUGCAAUGCAGGUCCGAUUCACCCUCACUUCAUCGCCUGUGUUUUCGCAUACAGACACAGUUACCGACUCUGAAAGGUUCUAUAAUUCCAUUUUUGAUAUUUUUGAAGACUCGGAUGAGAAGCAAGAAGUGGAUGACCUUGCCAUUUGGUGGAACAGGCAAAUUUUCCCUUCAUACUCAACCGCUCAACGUCCUCUCAUGAAGAAUAGUGCGCUGGCAAGAAUUCGGGAGAAGCGAGCACAAAUGAAGGAGCUUUCAGUGACUGAUGGUGAUGGGGGCAGUGUGUAG
Molecule: messenger RNA, 1002 nt
Organism: Suillus discolor
Lineage: Eukaryota; Fungi; Basidiomycota; Agaricomycetes; Boletales; Suillaceae
Exons: 10
Coding region: 1-1002 (333 amino acids)
Source: RefSeq, a predicted model, not a curated record